Messenger RNA from Wasmannia auropunctata (little fire ant), 2909 nucleotides. It is a transcript of the gene DIP-lambda, whose product is annotated as lachesin-like. Lineage: Eukaryota; Metazoa; Arthropoda; Insecta; Hymenoptera; Formicidae. The transcript is spliced from 11 exons. The coding region runs from base 393 to 1682 and encodes 429 amino acids. The record is from RefSeq and is a predicted model, not a curated record. Gene Ontology annotation, cellular component: neuron projection.
GCACCGCGACACCCCCACGAGCGAAAUCGCGCGCGGCAGCCCGCAUUCUCGUGUAUAAAAGCCGUGUACGUGUAUCGCAAAAAAGGGCCCGCGAACAGUGCUAUGCUUUUGAGGCUGCGAUUGGGAAGGUGUCCUCCAUCUUCGUCAUUGGCCUUAUUCUCGUUUUCUUUCAAGUGAGAGCGCAAAAGCCAUACGGAGCGCGGCGCUUCUAAUGGGGUCAGUAUGAGCAGGAAAGAGUUCUUAGCGACAAACGAAACGAGAAGCUAAGAACGCAUGCCUAAAUUAGCUUGGGAAGCGGAUAACUUGCUGGUAAGCGGCUAACGGGUCACUUCUAGGGGAUAAUAGAUCGCCGACUGGUGUCCCGAAAAUCAUCAGAAAACUGGUCGACUCUCAUGGCAGCGCGGAAACUCGCAGCCCUCUUCGCCGCGGUCCUGCAACUUUGCUUAUGCCAAAUCACCCCGGAAAUUUUACCCGAGUUCUUAGCUCCUUUGGAAAAUCACACGGUGAUCCAAGGUCGUGACGUCUUCUUCACCUGCGUCGUUAAUCACCUGCAAUCGUACAAGGUAGCCUGGAUAAAAUCGGAUUCCCGAGCGAUUCUGGCGAUACACACGCACCUGGUGGCGCACAAUAGCCGACUAUCCGUCACGCACAACGGGCACAACACGUGGAAACUGCACGUGGCGAAUGUCCAGAAGAACGACUCCGGUACCUACAUGUGUCAAGUCAACACCGAUCCUAUGCGCAGUCAGAUGGGAUAUAUGGAAGUAGUGAUACCGCCCGACAUAAUGGAUGACGAGUCCGCGGACGGUAUGGUCACUCACGAAGGAGGCAAUAUAAGAUUGCGAUGCGUCGCCACUGGUUCGCCGAAGCCUAUUGUCACUUGGAAACGAGAGGACGGUCGUAACAUUAUCCUCAGAGAAGACGGGCAGAAGCAAUCUCUGAAAACCUUCGUCGGCGAGACGCUGGAACUGACGGGAGUGCUUCGGCAAGAGAUGGGCACGUAUCUCUGCAUAGCCAGCAACAAUGUGCCGCCGACGGUCAGCAAGCGUUACUCCGUCGAUGUUCACUUUUCACCUCUUAUUAAAGUGGCAAAUCAAUUAGUGGCUGCGCCGAUUAAUAGCGACGUCUUGCUGCAAUGUUACGUCGAAGCGUCGCCGCAUGCUAUGAACACUUGGUACAGGGAUGCAGGCGAGAAACUGCUGCCCAGCGACAAAUACGUAAUGACGGAGCACCCGUUGAACGAGUACUCCUGGCAAAUGAAUCUCACUAUCAAUUCCCUGGAAAAACGGGACUUCGGCGGAUACGUGUGCUCGUCCGUCAACGCGCUCGGAAAGUAUGACGGCGUAGUGCGAUUGCAAGAGCUGCAUCUUUCCGCGAAGACGACACCGACGACACUCACGAAGAACACGGAUAAGCAGCGCAAGAAGCCGGCAUUGAAGGGUAAGAAGAAGAGCAACAAUAGCAACGGUAGGCGAGAACACGCGGAAGGCGAUUCCGGCAACGGCGACGAUGAUUUCGGUACGACGCAGAUCAUGACCGGUAGCACUCAAGAGGGCCAAAGAACGGAUAGGCCCAUCGUGCCUUCCUUACCGCCGCCUUGGAUCGUCGUGAACGCCGCGAACCUCAGGCAUCCCUCGGUGUCCGCGAUCUUGCUUUUGCUUCUUCUACCGACCACCCUGUAAAGCGACGGCGAAGAGCUUCAAGAAUAAACGCACUGUUUGAGGAUUUGAGACUCGUGAUGGGAAUAGAGUCGAGAGGAUGAGGCGGAGGGUGCGAAACCACGCUGAAGAAGAAAGAAGAAAAAGGAAAUAGGUCUUCCCCUUAUUCGAUAUAACAAGGAAUGUAUUUCUAGAUGCGAUCGGAUGUAGUCACUGCCGCGACCAAAAGGACCGCGUCGAAACUUUCGACACGGGUCUCUGUAAAUAUACGCGACACGAUGUCAACACGUGAGUUAGAGAGGCUCUCUUUUCCUCCCUCUCUCACUCUCUCUCUCUCUCUUUCUCUUUUUCUCUCGUUUAGACGUAACCGGCGAUUAAUCGGACUGUAGAUAAAAUACAGGUCAAACAAGUUCGUGCAUCGCCCGAUCGACACGGGGAACACGGGAAAAAGGAGAUAACAUCGGGGGUUGUGAAUGUGCUGGAACUGCGAGAUGAGUUCUCCGUGCCGACAUCCUGCAUGCUGCGGAGUUCGUGUAGAUCUCCUCGUGGCUAUUGAAUUUAACUGUUCAACAGACCUCACAAAAAGCCGAAGCAAGGGGCAAACAAAUCUGUAGGUCGGUAUAGACGGAUCGAAGAACACGUCAUGUUUUUUUAACGUUAUUUAUUGGGAAAAUUGUUUUACAUCGAUUGUUUUAUGAGAGACGUUUUAUCGUUUAGAGGAGAAACACGUGAGAUUUCACGCGAUGCACGAACUUUCUGAUUUGACAUUAAGAGUUCUCGCAAAUCAAUGUUCGUAUUUUUGCCGUUUAGAAUUGAAGUAUACGCAAUAAAUACGUAUUUCAGGAUAUAAGUUAUUCCCUCUGUGUUGUAUGAACGUUAACAAUUGAGACAGUAGCGUAAAAAUUAAAAAGAUUUACGCUUUAUUUUCAACUAACGUUAAGUAUAAUCUUUACUUUGUUACAUUUUUCCUUUCAUUAUAUUAUAUUCGUAUUAAUAACAAAGAAUCUACUUACGAAUAUAUAGAGACAGCGAAAAUUCGGGAAUUUUUCUACAAUUGUUCGGUCCGAAAUGCGAUAACGUGGGCUAAUUGAUUCCGAUGGGAGCUUUCUGUGAAUUGCUCUGUGCAUACAUAAUUUCGCCUAUUUCCGACAUUCGCUGUUGUUCAAAAAUAAAUCCCUGUCUGUUGUUAUUGUUGCUGUUGACAAUUUGCAAAUGUAUCAAUAUAAAGUACAGAGGAUCGAUAUGAGCAAA